Messenger RNA from Puccinia graminis f. sp. tritici CRL 75-36-700-3, 2085 nucleotides. RefSeq names its product TKL/LISK/LISK-DD1 protein kinase. NCBI's taxonomy places the organism in Eukaryota, Fungi, Basidiomycota, Pucciniomycetes, Pucciniales, Pucciniaceae. Gene Ontology annotation, biological process: protein phosphorylation. The record is from RefSeq and is a predicted model, not a curated record. The transcript has 6 exons. Gene Ontology annotation, molecular function: ATP binding; protein kinase activity. The coding region runs from base 1 to 2085 and encodes 694 amino acids.
AUGGAUCAAGCUUCUGUCGCAACCAACGCCCGGUUCGAUGUCAUCAAAUUUGAGGAUCUAUCGAUUGAAAGCUCCUGGACUAAACUUGGAGAAGGUUCAUUUGGGAGUGUCUAUCGAGCCCAGUAUCUUGGCCUUCCCGUAGCCAUUAAGGAAAUCAUUCCGCGCACGGACUAUGAUGUGGAGAAGUACUUUGCGAGAGAAUGCAAGAUCUUACGAGAGGCUCGUCAUCCUAACAUUGUACAAUACCUUGGACUCUACGAAUUCCUCUACGGGAAAAAGAAACCGCGUAAAAACGCUAAGAAAUCGCGUGUGCUGAUCAUCAGUGAAUAUGUGCCCAAGGGAAACCUUCGCAAUUAUUUAAAUUCACGUGCAAACGUGAUGAAUUCUGACCCAUUAUCCUGGAGACUAAGGAUAUCGUUCGCAAUCGACAUUGCUCGCGCCGUGGCCUACUUGCACGAAAGGAAAUGUUUACAUCGGGAUCUAAAACUUGAUAAUUGCUUGUUAACUGAAAAUUUCCGUGUCAAGUUGUGCGAUUUUGGCUUAGCGAGGUUCGAGGCCAGAACUGCAGAAGAAGUUAGACAAUUGAGCUUUUGCGGAACCGAUGGUUACAUGUCACCAGAAAUACUCCGAGGUGCUCCUUUUGACCUAUCGACGGACGUUUACAGUCUAGGAAUAAUAUUUUGCGAAUUGAUUUCAAUGAAGCUGGCCGGUGUCUGUAACAGUAGCAACAGCAUUUACGAUGAAUCUGCAUUCCUUCAACGAGCUCCACCGAGAUACUCGAUAAAAUCCUCGGAUGUCACCUCGCUCUUAGAAGCUCAAUCUGCUGGUUGUCCCAAAACUUUCAUCGAGCUCAGUCUUCGUUGCACCCAAGUGGAUCGUCAUUCAAGACCGACUCUUAAAGAAAUUUUAUCUGCACUGGAUUCCAUCGAACAGCUCAUCAUUCAUCAAGAGCAUCAAAAAUUAGCCGGUGAAAAAGAUGAAGCGCGUGCUAAACAAAACACUGUCCCUGCGGUCGGUAGCUUGAAAUUUGCUAAAUCGAACGUCAAACUCGUGGGCAAAUAUAGCUUCAAGCGCAUGCCGAGCUUCCACGGACAAGUCAUCAUACCCAAAACUGCCAUGGCCACCACAUCCACCCUGGACCCUAACCUUCAACUCAAACUCAGCUGUCUGGAAGACAAGGAACCGUUCAACUCCAAGUCAAUAAUUGAUUUCGGAAUUGAUUCUUUCUUCAUUGAUCCCCGCCUGUUGCCUCUGAUCAACCUGAAGAAGGACACAGCUCUGACAGCGGACUUUUUUGGGUCUACUCUCAAGAUGCCUGGUCCAGUGAGUGUGAGGAAGACCUUUCCUUCGGCGUUUUUGAAGCCACUCCAAUCAACAGAGAACUUGGCCACCAACAUGCCCACCACAGAAGAUAAAUUAGUUCGUUCGUCCUCAACGGCUUCGACUGAAUCAACUCCCUCAGAGUCUCCUAUUCCCGAAAUUCUUGAUGCUCCGGGAGUUUCAGAGUUCAUUCUUUCUCAGUUGGGUAGCAUCCCAACCAUACCCAGCAAAAGCAACACUGCUUCAUCCACCAGCGAUUCCUUUAAACUGGCUAUGAAGGAACUAGACCAGGCUUGCAAUAUUAUUCAAGGUUCAAAUUCGGAACUUGAUAACUCAAAAGCCGAUCUGAGUGCCCCUGUUUCGCCAGACAGAACCCCCAGAAACCCACACUUUAGGGGAGAUGAACCGCAAGUAUUCAAAAGUCCACUAGGUAGCACCCUGACCAUAGUCCCGGACAUGUUCAAAUUUAAUCGUCAAACCUGCUCUGAAUCCGAACCGUUGUUACAAUCUGAGGCGGAAGGCGAGGGCAAGUCGCUCACCUUAUUACCGCAUCGGUUCACAAUCGUCAAAUCGCAUUGGCUCGCUAAACUCCUUAACUUGAAUCACAAAGACUCGCCAUCUCAAGAGCCGAAGACCGAAAAGUUGUGCGGAGCUUGUCAUAAACAAAUUGGCUCAAGAAAGACAUUCUUGCGAUGUGACGAUUGUGGCGAAAAUUGUCAUAAAAAAUGCAGCAAUAGUCCCGAACUUUCUCCCUGCAAACGAUGA